AUAGACCAUGAAGUGCUGAUCUGUGUGCUCCUGCUUCAGCCCUGGGAGGCUCUGUGCACCACAAGGUGGAGGGGAGCUGCAGAGCCCAUGUGAGAGCAUCCCGAGGCCUGGAGUCUUGCAGAGAGAGGAGAAAGGCAUAGCAAUAUCAGGAGAAACCCACUGACCCCAUUGUGCACCACUGUCCUCCCCCUGCGUCUGGCCAAGUUCUCGGCCUUAUGUAACUGCAUCUACCUAUGUCUCCAGAGCCACAUUUUUUUCCCCUCUUGGCAGCAGGCUUCUAGUGUGCCCUUUCCUGAACCCCACAGCUGUGUGCAGUAUGAUGGGUAGAGCUCUAGUUGCGUCAGCUUUGGGUUGUUGCUAGGCAGAACAUGCAGCAUCGUCCUUGAGGCCUCCCAGUGCCACAUUCAAUCCUGGCAGGGCUGCAGCAUGGGGCCGGCUAGGGAAAGUGAGAAAAUAACCAUGGGUGCUUGAAAAAGGCCUGCAUAGACUUCUGAAAGUCACUCAUAUCAGGCUUCAGUAAAAAGAAGAAAGUAGUCUGGAACUGUGCAGGUCUCAGCAGAAGAGAGCCCAAGCAGCUUCAGUACAAGACAUUUGUGAAGUGUUUUUGAAAGGUUCUAUUCCUUGUCCAAAGCCCCCAGGAGCUGUGGGAGGCCUGCCAGCCAGUCUGGGGCUAGGAACCCUGGCUGGACUUGUUGGCUGCACCCCACCACUUCCCAACCUGCUUCUAGCCCCUGAGACAGGGUGCAGAUGCCUCUCUUAUUUAUCCCAGGCCUGCAGGAGGCAAGGGACAGGAAUGCAUAGAUUUCACAUCACUUAGCAAAAAAGAGCCUUCUGGGAAUGGUGUCACCUGUGCUUUGCAAAACCAUCAGAGAGGGAAGAAUUGCAUCAUUCCUGUUAGCUGCCAAAAUUAUGAGUUUGCCUGGGACCUGCAGCAACCAAAAAAAGCCCACCCCAAACUCAUGGCAACCUGAGCUUCCUUUAACCCUUCAGGUCCAGGUGCCUCCAAGACACCAGCUAGGGAAGUGCCUGCCUCCCUUCAGCCUAUGGAGGGAGAUAGCUCUUGGUUGUAAUGGUGCCACAAACUCCUUUCUCAGCUGGUGCACUGGGAGCCCAGAGCCUUUGAGGUGAGGACAGACUGAUGCUUUCUGCAGGCUUUGGGGUCCAUCAGUCCACUAUUGGUGCAUUACAAGAUGCUAGGGCUGGAAUACCUGGACUCUGUGCAGAUUUGCUUCCGCAGUCUUUGAGGACUGUGGUGCCAAAGGGGGCAGGCUGCCCCCAGAAAGAGUUAAUGAGCAGGCAUGUUCCAGAUGUUUGAAGUGAACACACUUUCAAUGGGGAGGAGAGGGUGGUUUUGGGUGGGGAGAGCAGCCCUCUCUCUGAGCCAAUGGCUAAACGAUUCGCUCUCAACGCCCAGUUUUGGGGCUUAUUUCAUGGGCAAGAAUUUGCAGGAGUUUCCUCUCAAGGGGAUUUGUCCUGGAUGAGAAGUAGGGACUGGACCCCCAAGCUUGUUGGUGUCUCCCUCUCUGUGCUGUAGAAGCUCUCAGGAUGGACUCAUACCUGAUCCAAGUGAAUGGCCAUGGAGAUCAUGCCCCUGUGCUGGAUGUUCAUCUCAAGACCAAUGGGAACAGCAUAUCACUGGGGAAGGUGAAGGGCCGGAAGCCAAGAUGGGCUGUCAGGGCUUCUGAAAUGUCAAAGAAGACUUUCAAUCCUGUCCGAGCCAUCGUAGACAGCAUGAAGGUGGAGCCUAACCCAAAGAAAGCUAUGAUCUCCUUGUCUUUAGGAGACCCGACGGUCUUUGGAAACCUUCCCACAAACGAUGAGGUCACACGGGCUAUGAAGGAGGCUUUGGACUCAGGACAUUACAACGGUUAUGCUCCAUCCGUUGGCUACCAGUCCUGCCGGGAAGCAGUGGCCGCAUACUACAACUGCCCAGAGGCACCACUGGAGGCCCAGGAUGUCAUCUUAACGAGUGGCUGCAGCCAGGCCAUAGAGCUUGCCUUGGCAGUGCUGGCCAACCCAGGACAGAACAUCCUGGUUCCACGGCCCGGCUUCUCCCUCUACAAGACUCUGGCAUUGUCUAUGGGGAUUGAGGUCAAACUCUACAACCUCUUGCCCGAGAAGGCCUGGGAAAUUGAUUUGGAGCAUUUGGAAUCUCUGGUGGAUGAGAAGACAGCUUGCCUCAUUGUGAACAACCCAUCAAACCCCUGUGGCUCUGUGUUCAGCAAGAGCCAUCUCCAGAAGAUCCUGGCAGUGGCAUCAAGACAGUGCGUGCCUGUCCUUGCUGAUGAGAUCUAUGGAGACAUGGUGUUUGCAGACUGCAAAUAUGAACCCAUUGCAACUCUCAGCACCAACGUGCCAAUCUUGUCCUGUGGUGGCUUGGCAAAGCGAUGGCUAGUCCCUGGCUGGCGGAUGGGCUGGAUCCUGAUUCAUGACAGAAGAGACAUCUUUGGUAAUGAGAUCAGGGAUGGCCUUGUAAGACUGAGCCAAAGGAUCCUAGGACCCUGUACAAUUGUCCAAGGAGCACUGGAACGUAUCUUGCACCGAACACCCCCUGAAUUCUACCACAACACCCUCAGCAUCCUCAAGUCCAAUGCUGACCUUUGUUAUGCUGCCUUAUCAGCUAUCCCUGGCCUCCAGCCUGUCCAGCCUGCCGGAGCCAUGUACCUCAUGGUUGAGAUUGAGAUGGAGCAUUUCCCUGAGUUUGAAAAUGACGUGGAGUUCACUGAGCGGCUCAUCUCGGAGCAGUCUGUGUUCUGCUUGCCAGCCACGUGCUUUGAAUACCCAAACUUCUUCCGUGUGGUGAUCACCGUGCCAGAGGAGAUGAUCUUGGAGGCCUGCAGUCGCAUUCAGGAGUUCUGUGAGAUGCACUACCAGGGUGCUGAGGGGGCCCAGGAUCUGGAGUGUGACAAGUAGCCACAGCUGGCCUCCUGCCUCUGCCAGGCAAGACCUUAUGAUGGCAGCAGCUGGGCAGGCGGGGCUGCUUCCAGCCAGCCCCCCCGGGCCUGCAAGCAGCUGCUGUCCUGCUGCUUCACUUCUUGUCCUCCAUAGACCCCUCAGCACUACGGGAAGAAGCAGCCCCUUCUCCCUUCUCCUCCACUGCAGCUUGCACACCCUCCGGCAUUCUGUGCUCAGGCUCUCGUGUUCUCUGCAUCUGCACCGUCCGCUGCAGGUGGGGGCCCCGGGCUGCUGCUGGGCCAGGCCCCCAGCCCGGGCCCAUGUGCUGGCUGCACGUCCCCUUGGGGACAGGAGAAGGCCGCUGUCUCGGAGGACAAGACAAAAGUACCCGCCUCUCACUUCCCCAUGUUACCUUAGGAGGCCAGAGAUCUUUAUACCGAGCCCUUUGUGCGACAAAGGGAGUAAGUUAUUGUGACUUUUUUUAUUAAUAAACAUUCUGACGUGCCAGU
Messenger RNA from Athene cunicularia (burrowing owl), 3404 nucleotides. RefSeq names its product tyrosine aminotransferase (gene TAT). NCBI's taxonomy places the organism in Eukaryota, Metazoa, Chordata, Aves, Strigiformes, Strigidae. The transcript is spliced from 12 exons. Gene Ontology annotation, molecular function: pyridoxal phosphate binding; L-tyrosine:2-oxoglutarate transaminase activity. The record is from RefSeq and is a predicted model, not a curated record. Gene Ontology annotation, biological process: biosynthetic process; aromatic amino acid catabolic process. The coding region runs from base 1546 to 2913 and encodes 455 amino acids.